This is a messenger RNA of Metarhizium robertsii ARSEF 23, 4179 nucleotides long. RefSeq names its product ATP-dependent DNA helicase PIF1. Gene Ontology annotation, biological process: telomere maintenance; DNA repair. NCBI's taxonomy places the organism in Eukaryota, Fungi, Ascomycota, Sordariomycetes, Hypocreales, Clavicipitaceae. The coding region runs from base 1 to 4179 and encodes 1392 amino acids. The transcript has a single exon. Gene Ontology annotation, molecular function: DNA helicase activity. The record is from RefSeq and is a predicted model, not a curated record.
AUGGAUCUUAAAGGGCUGGUCUGCCAUGCCUGCUUCUUACGAGAUAAGCGAGACCAAAGCCCUUUUUUAAUGUCUGCCGAGAACAACAUGGACCCGGGAGAGCUUCCAGCCUACCUACCAGAGCUCACACAGGUCGAGGAGAUGAUCAUCGCCCGGUCUCACGUGCAGAUGAUGGUCCAUCGCUACCGUGGCCAUCAAUACCACUACACGGGGCAUUGCGUGAGUUUCAUGCAGAACACGGUCAAGACGGUUGACGUGCUACCUAACCUACCAUCGGAACUAGACGUUGUGGUUUUACGGCCCUCGGAUAGAGUGAUGCAGGACGAUCCACGAUAUCAACGCCAGUUCCGGUCGGAUUUCCGUGUCCGGAAAGGGCGUGUGAUUACUUGGUUACGGUUCUUAAAAGAGCAUCACCCUGAUUAUCGAUAUAUCACGAUAUCCCAGGACAGAAUCCACGCUCUCCCGGUCGACGACGAUGUGUCCUCCUCCUUCACAUCUAUCCUCGACCGUGAUCCAGCUGAGGAGGGCCAGGGUCAACCCGUGUCGGACGAGCUUCCGCCUCCAAACUCUCAAUCCAUGGUCCCGAAUCUAAAUAUCACCACAACAGAGAUGGAUAGGAUUAUGCAAGACAUCACCGGCCGAAAGCCCCCGCCUCCCUGUCUCCCGGCGCCAUCGAUUCGCAAGACUCCGAUCGAUGAAGCGUCUGGAAAGGACCGUAUCUUUGCAAUGGCCUUCCCUACAUUGUAUCCAACUGGCCGUGCCGAUUUCAACACCCCUCGACUACGCAAGGUAGACCUCAACGACUACGCCCGGCAUCUGAUGUGUUUCCACGACGGGAGGUUUGGCCAGCACCCACGCUGGCGGUUUUUAGUCUUCAACAUCCUGAUGCGUCGGAAGGCCAACAGCUCUGCUCGCUUUUAUGUCUCGAAAGCGUCCGGUCUAAAGGACUUGAGUCGUGACGAGCUUGCGGAGGCCCUAAUAGCGGACGAGGGCCUCCUACCGUACAUUGUACGUCAGGGUUCGCAUCUGACCGGCACGCGGCCAUUCUGGAACAAUAAGAGCAAUACCUUGCAGGCUCUGGCCCGCUUUCUCUCGCCCAGUAUGUCGCCAGUUUUUGUAACCCUUAGUGCGGCUGAUAUGCAAUGGCAGGACUUGCACCGGCAUUUCCCUGGCUUUGCGAACCUGGCAACGGCUGAUGACCGCACGCGGCGGACUUUUGUUUGGGAUGGGGUUCAGAAGAACCCGCACGUCGUCGCUCACUACUUGGCGAUUCGUUUACGGACCUUUACGGAGCACGUUCUACGCCCGCUGCUUGGCUUCACGGACUCCUGGGACCGGUUUGAGUGGCAGGCGCGGGGUUCUGGCCACUCCCACGCCCUCUUUUGGAUCCCGACUGCCCCGCCUCUCGAUCAGGAGACGGAGGAAGCCCGCCUUAAAUUCGCCAAGUACUGGGGCUUAGUGAUCACGGCCUGGAAUCCAGACCAGCUGCGGUUACCUGACGCCCGGAAUCCCGCUUCUCUCGCCGCGGCAGACGUCACCAAUACCGCUGAUCAGUUUGCGGCUUUCCUCAACCGCCUCCAGAUGCACUCGGCCUGUCGGGCACCUUACUGUCUACGGGCAAAGAAGGGUGGAGAUCAACCCACCUGCCGCUUCUUCUUCCCUCGACCACUGUUUACGGAUCCAGUCGUGACAAAGGAGAUCAAUCACAAGUCGUGGCUGUUCUCGCCGGCCCGGAACCAAGGGACCUUGAACCAGUGUGCACCGGCAAUUACGAUGGGCUGGAUGGCCAAUACCGAUAUCCAGCCGCCCACGACCUUACGUGCGGUGUUGUCGUAUAUAGGCAAGUACGUGUCGAAGCCUGAGAAGUCUUCUACAUCUUAUACUGAAUUACAAGAUCAAGUCCUUCCAUAUGUUAAUGACCGGGCGCCUCUGCUAUCAUUUGUGUCCAAGAUGCUUAAUAAACUAAUUGGAGAGCGUGACUGGUCGGCACAAGAGGUAUCGCACAUUCUCUUACAGCUCCCGGUUCAGAACUCCUCGCGGAUGGUCGUGGGCCUCGAUUGUCACCCAGAAGAACUUCAACGAGAUCUGAUUGUCCUAGAGUCAGGAGAGGUUGCGGCCCAACGCUCUCCGCUGCGGAGGUAUCAAACCCGGCUAAUAGACACGAAUAAUGGAAAUGCCGCGCUCCCAGACCUGUCGCUCUUCGACUGUUUACGGCACUGGGAUUGGCUAACCUGGAGGAAUCGACCGCGAGCCCGUCCGCGAGUGAUCAACUAUUACCCACGUUACCCAAACGAUCCCGAGUCUCCUACCUAUGCGGACUACUGCCGAGUGAGGCUAAUGCUCCAUCACCCGUUUGUGGAUUACACAGACCUGUUGACGGUUGAUGGUCAGGUUUACGGGUCCUAUAUCCAGGCUUUUCAGGCCUGUCGGCGCUCGCAUACUCAUCCGCAGGACUUUUAUACCGACCCGGAACCGGACCCGGAGGCAUCGGACAGUGAGAGUGAUGAGGACCCGGAAGAGCAGGCAGAGGGCGACCACCCUCUAGCGGACUUUGAAGCUUUUGCUCGCCGGAGGCCGCAGGAAGACUUCACCCGUAUCGACCUGUUAGAUAGCCUAGGCGUCCGCGAAAUGGACCGCGACUACGAUUGGUCCUUGCACGUUGGCCGGUACGAUAUAUCCCCUGACAUCUGGGACCAGGUCAAGGCCGAGAAUCCGAUAGCGCAAGCAGUUUUGAUGGACUCCUCACCAGAUCCUUUAAAUCCAGAACAGAGGAAGUUGUACGACGCCGUGGUGAGUCAAUAUUCUGAAGAGCUUACUUUGGAUGCCCCGCUCCCCCGUCAGCUCCUCUUAAAUGUGGACGGUGUUGCCGGGUCCGGGAAGACCUUUACGCUUCUGAAAAUUUGUGCACGGAUUCAGGAGCUUGCUGUCGAGGCCGGAAAGCAGAACCCGGUCUUUCGAGCGGCUCCUACGGGUAUUGCGGCAUUCAAUAUCGUUGGUAAGACCCUUCACAGUCUCUUGCGGCUCCCGGUUAAGGGGAAGAAGUCGGAUUUGUCAGCUGCUACCUUACAGUCCUUGCAGGCCCUGUUUCAAGACUGCCGGUUCCUGAUCAUUGACGAGAAGUCGAUGAUUGAUAUUCAGACACUGUCUUUGAUCGACGAUAGGUUGCGGGCCAUUCUACCUGCCAGUUCGCACCUGCCCUUUAGCGGUGUAAAUGUGCUAUUGUGUGGGGACUUCUUCCAGCUACCACCGGUCGGAGGGCAACCUCUCUACUCAUUAAAGCAUUCCCACGUCCACGCGAUCAAAGGCCACCAACUUUAUCGAGCUUUCGAUCGUACAAUUCGUCUAAUCCAGGUGAUGCGGCAGCAAGGGGAGGACGAUAUGUCGACUAGGUUCCGGCUUGCUUUAAGCGAGUUACGGGUAUCCGAGUUGUCUAGAGAGAGCUGGCAACUCUUAUGCUCACGCACAGCGAACCAGCUCUCCCCCACAGAGGUUAUGGCUUUUGAUUCUGCCCUACGCCUCUAUUUUACAACCGAGGAGGUUAGACUAACUAACGCUGACAAGUUGGCAGGUACGAACAGGCCCGUGAAGAAGAUUGCAGCCCGUCACAGAGGCCGGAAUGCUGCUAAGGCGACCGAGGAUGAGGCAGACAACCUGAGCCCUGAGAUCUCUCUCUGUAUUGGCGCUCGGGUUAUGCUGACGACGAAUUUAUGGACUGAGGUAGGUCUCGUCAAUGGAUCGAUGGGUUCUGUCCAUGAUAUUGCCUGGGAUGCUGGGCAAGACCCAUCCCUAUCCAUGCCUUCUGUGUUACUUAUCAAGUUUGAUGACUAUGCUGGGCCUGAGUUUCCAUCCUGCCCUCGAGGUGUUGUGCCUGUUUUCCCUGUGACCCGUCAGUUUGACUUCAAAGAUGCUGUCUGCUCUCGGACCCAGUUUCCUUUACGGUUGGCAUAUGCAAUCACGGUCCAUAAAAGUCAGGGAUUGACACUUCAGAAGGCGGUUUUAAAUCUGAACUGUCGAGAGCAUUGUUUGGAUCUUUCUUAUGUAGCGGUGUCACGGGUUAAACGAUUAGAUGGUGUAUUAUUUGAGGGACCUUUCGAUUUUGAAGUAUUUAAGCCCGUAGAUUCGGUACUUUCCCGGGACCGAGAGUUAGACUAUAUCUUUAGGAAUGGACAAUUAAUAUGA